This is a messenger RNA of Lentinula edodes (shiitake mushroom), 153 nucleotides long. Its product is annotated as ATPase, F0 complex, subunit J. Gene Ontology annotation, biological process: proton motive force-driven ATP synthesis. The transcript is spliced from 2 exons. NCBI's taxonomy places the organism in Eukaryota, Fungi, Basidiomycota, Agaricomycetes, Agaricales, Omphalotaceae. Gene Ontology annotation, molecular function: proton transmembrane transporter activity. The annotation marks the transcript as partial. The record is from RefSeq and is a predicted model, not a curated record.
GUUCUCAAGCCCAUGUGGCCGUUCAUGGUAGCGGGCGCCAUCACUGUUUACUACGUUGCCAAAAUUCAAGACAUGGCUGUCCGAUCUCCGGAAUACGCCAAGGAUCCCAAAAAUCCGUAUGCCACGCAAAUAUCAAACUCGUCGGCUCAUUAG